AUGGCACAUUACGAGGUUUUGUAUGGUCGUAAGUGUCAUACUUCGUUAUAUUGGACUGAGUUAGGUGAGCGUCGGGUUUUAGGUCUUGAAUUGAUUUCUGAGGCUAAAGAUAAGGUUAGAUUGAUUCGGUAUCGUCUGAAGGCGGUUUCUGAUAAACAGAAAUCUUAUGCGGAUCUUAAAAGAAGAGAUAUCGAGUACUCUAUGGGUGACUUCGUUUUUCUUAAGGUUUCUCUAUGGAAAAAAGUUCUGAGGUUGGGUCGUAAAGGUAAGUUGAGCCCUAAGUUUAUUCGGUCGUAUCAGAUUAUGAAGCUUGUGGGACUGGUCGCUUAUCAGUUGGAGCUACCUCUAGAGUUAGACUGUAUCGAUGAUGUGUUUCACGUCUCAAUGUUGAGGCGGUAUCAGUCUGACCCAUCUCAGGUUGUCUCUGUUAAAGAGAUUGAGGUUAGAUCGGACUUGACCUUUGAGGAGGAGUCAGUUCAGAUUUUGGAUCAUGAUAUUGAAGUUCUGAGGGAGAUGUCCAUCUCGUUGGUUAAGGUUCUGUGA
Molecule: messenger RNA, 543 nt
Organism: Gossypium raimondii (Peruvian cotton)
Lineage: Eukaryota; Viridiplantae; Streptophyta; Magnoliopsida; Malvales; Malvaceae
Exons: 1
Coding region: 1-543 (180 amino acids)
Source: RefSeq, a predicted model, not a curated record